GACUGCUCUGGCGCCUUUGGGACCGGUACGCCGGCUACACACUUGCCCGGCCAACGACGGCAGGCUAACACGUCGACGGCGUAUUAAAACCAUCAACAACUAGCCUCCCUCCUUGCCCAUCUUUCUUCUUCUUCUCUUCAACUGUAUCCCUAGCAAUCAAACAGUAAAUAACAAACAUGUCGCUCAAGGAGGACGGAUUCAAGUCUAGCAACAUCAUCGAGCAAAUCGACGCCGGGCUCAAGGCUCUCCCGGAGAAGGAGCGUGCCGCCCAGAUCAAGAAGACCAACGGCAUCUUCCAGCUCAACAUCCAGAACGCGGACAAGAAGGCCGCGGUCAAGGAGGCCAUCUGGGUCAUCGACCUCAAGAACGCCGGCACCGUCUCCAAGGGCGCGGCCAAGAAGGCUGACGUCACCAUCACCCUCGGCGACGACACCUUCCUCGGCCUCGCCGACGGCAAGGUCAACGCCCAGAAGGCCUUCAUGACGGGCCAGCUCAAGGUCAAGGGCAACGUCAUGCUCGCGACCAAGCUCGACAACGUCCUCAAGGCCGCCAAGCCCAAGCUCUAGGUAUCUUUUGCGCUGUUGUAGCUGGAAUGUACACCUUGGGCA
Molecule: messenger RNA, 608 nt
Organism: Vanrija pseudolonga
Lineage: Eukaryota; Fungi; Basidiomycota; Tremellomycetes; Trichosporonales; Trichosporonaceae
Gene: SCP2
Product: Fatty acid-binding protein
Exons: 7
Coding region: 177-566 (129 amino acids)
Cellular component (GO): cytosol
Source: RefSeq, a predicted model, not a curated record